Messenger RNA from Vollenhovia emeryi, 529 nucleotides. RefSeq lists its product as uncharacterized. NCBI's taxonomy places the organism in Eukaryota, Metazoa, Arthropoda, Insecta, Hymenoptera, Formicidae. The transcript is spliced from 2 exons. The record is from RefSeq and is a predicted model, not a curated record. The coding region runs from base 20 to 529 and encodes 169 amino acids.
UAUAUAGUUCUGAUAAAAUAUGUGUAUUGCAGGUAUAGAUGAUCCACAGUGCAGCAAACCACAGUUAGAAGACAAUGAAGACUGUUAUCCAGUUGAGAUGAUUGAAGAAGAAAAUGAGGCUGCAACUUCAACUUGGGCUGACUGGACACCAGCCAAGUUGAAUUCCAAGAAGAGCAAAGAAUUGCAGGUCUCAAAGAACGAUAAAGACGAAGAUUCAUUGUCAUUGGAAGAUGUAGAAAGAAUUCUUGUACAAUCUUCUAAGGAAAACUGUAAUCCAGUAAGAACAAAUAGUUCACCAAAUCAAAGUUUAAAACGUAAAAAAUCAAAACAACUUCAAAUAAAUGCUAAUAAACGUAAUGAACGGUAUUAUGACCUUGCGCAAUCCAAGUUACAAUUAGUGGAAGUAAUGAAAGAAGAUCAUCAUAAAAAGACAUCAUUAGAAAUUGCAGUUCUAGAAAUGCAAUUAAAAAAAGAAAGCCUUAACGUUAAACUUCUUGAGAAACAGUUAAAUUCUUAUGAAAAGAAAUAA